CGCGCCGCCGCCGCCAUGAGCGGCCCCCUGCGGCCGAGCCCGAGCAGCUGGCGCCGGGCGGCUUCCGUCGUGCUGGCGGCGGGCUGGACGCACCCGGGGCCCACCGCCUGGUCGCCCGCCGAGGGCUUCCGGCUGCUGCUGCUGCAGCGCUCCCCGAGGCAAGGCUUCAUGCCCGGGGCGCACGUCUUCCCGGGCGGCGUGCUGGACGCGGCGGACCGCUCGGCCGACUGGCUGCGCCUCUUCGAGCCGCACCACGCGCCGCCGCGCUUCGGCCUGGGCCCGGCGCCGCCGCCGCCCUCCGCCUUCCCGGGGCUGCCCGCCGCCGGCGCCGCGGACGGGGACGCGGGCGGCGCGGCGCUGCCCGAUGACGUGGCCUUCCGCAUCUGCGCCAUCCGCGAGGCCUUCGAGGAGGCCGGCGUGCUGCUGCUGCGGCCCAGGGGCUCGCGGCCGUCGGCGCCCGAGCCGGGCCGCGCCCUCGCGCCGCCGCCGGGCCUGGCCGCCUGGCGCGCCCGCGUCCGCCGCGACCCGCGCCACUUCCUGCGCCUGUGCGCGCACCUGGACUGCACGCCCGACGUGUGGGCGCUGCAUGACUGGAGCGCCUGGCUCACGCCGUUCGUGGUCGGCGGCAGCCGCCGCUUCGACACGGCCUUCUUCCUGUGCUGCCUGCGCGAGCCGCCGCCCGUCCUCCCCGACCAGGCCGAGGUGGUGGGCUACCAGUGGUCAUCUCCGUCAGAGGCAACUGAAAGUUUCAUAUCAGAAGAGAUUUGGUUGGCACCCCCACAGUUCUACGAAAUAAGAAGACUCCAGAACUUUGCCUCUCUCUCUGACUUGCACAAAUUUUGUUUGGAUCGUGCAAUAGAAGGGCCGGAAAGGUGGCUGCCGAUCACGUGCUUAACUGCUGAUGGGAGGCUCCAGCUUCUACCCGGAGACGAACUGUACUUAGAAGAUUCAUACUUUUUAGAAAAUCCUUUGUCCACUGAAAAAAAGACUGAAGAAGUUAUGAAGGAAGGCAAGAAAUUUCACCGAAUAGUAAUACACAGCCCUCAUGUUUACAGUAUCCACGUGACUGUUCAGUCAAAGUGUAAACACGUCUAUCCUAAGAACUAUGUAGUAAGUAAGAGCCGUUUGUAGAGUACUGCUUUGUGUAAACUGACUACCUGAUGUUGCCCUGAUGGCUACUGAGGCUUCACUGGACUUGCUUGGAACUUUGGGCCUGUAAAAGUUAUAGUGUAGCCUUUCAUAUUUCAGGUGUGUUAUGGAGCACUCUUGCUUAUUUAUUCUUUAAACCCUACAGGAAUUAAUGGUCUUGUUACCAAAACAAGAAAAAAAUUCACCAGGUUUUCCACUCCUGUAUUGUUUCAUUAUCAAAAGUGUAAACAAGAUGUUCUCUCGCCAUUAUCUUUAACUGUCCGGUGGAUUAGCACUUCCCGGAUGUGCCUAGGAGAAUGAUCCGUGAAUUCUUUAAAUUUUAUGCUGAAAUUAAUUUCAGGGUGUCUGAUUACAUAGGGAACAGUAGACUGAGAUGACCUUCAAGUGACAAUGUCAUUAUUUUCUUACGUCUUUAGCCUGAUGGUUAAGAUACAAUUCUGUUCAAAACCAAAUGGCAUUAGUUAUUAGGUUUACCAAAUUGGAAACCGAUUUCAGUUACUAUUUUAAAGAAAUAUGAAGGCAUAGAAAACCAUGAUUCUUUUUACUCUGCCAGUAAGUGAAUACAGAGAGGUUAGAGAGAUGCAGAACUAUGCAUCAUUUACUGGCAUUUAUUAAUGAUGUUUAUUUUCAGUAUUUUUAGUAGGGGUAAUUUUUUCACUUCCUCUUAUGGGGAAAAAUCUUUAUUGAUUAAAGAUGAGAAAUGGUUAAGAUGCUAAUUCUGUUUCAGAUCUUUGACUAUUAUGCUGUGUAUAAUGGAUGUCGUUUUCCAUGAAAUAUCUUAGUUUUCCUACCUAUAAAAUAGAAGUAUUGAUAAAUAAAGUUUAUGUGUAUUAUUUAAUCCUGA
Molecule: messenger RNA, 1993 nt
Organism: Equus caballus (horse)
Lineage: Eukaryota; Metazoa; Chordata; Mammalia; Perissodactyla; Equidae
Gene: NUDT19
Product: nudix hydrolase 19
Cellular component (GO): mitochondrion
Molecular function (GO): hydrolase activity, acting on acid anhydrides, in phosphorus-containing anhydrides
Source: RefSeq, a predicted model, not a curated record